AUGGAUAUUUGGGGAAAGUCAACCCAAUCCCUACUGGAGAGGCCCUAUUUCUUCAACCGCACACUGAGCAACCUGACGACGUCAUUCUUGACUGGCCAGCCGCCGGGAAGAGGGAACACAUACUGGACCGCAACGUGCAAGAUGGACAAAGCGAUGCUGAAGUCCGCAUUGGAAAUCUUUUACGAUGAACUUGCAAUCAUCACGAUGGCCGCCAUGCGCUCAAUGCAAAAACGUAGUGGGAACCUACUUGGUCCUGAAGCCAAGCACCCGGGGAUACUGCUUGCGACCGUGAUGCCGUGGGAUGACGCUGCCGACGAUUCAAGAACCAUGGCGGUGAACCGCAUGAUCUCAGCGACUGGUAUCUGCAAAUGA
Messenger RNA from Pseudomassariella vexata, 372 nucleotides. RefSeq lists its product as uncharacterized. Lineage: Eukaryota; Fungi; Ascomycota; Sordariomycetes; Amphisphaeriales; Pseudomassariaceae. The transcript has 2 exons. Bases 1 to 372 code for a protein of 123 amino acids. The record is from RefSeq and is a predicted model, not a curated record.